CAUGCCAUUUUUGGGCCAAGACUGGAGAUCCCCUGGAUGGAGAUGGGUUAAAACAGAAGAUGGAUGGAAACGAUGUGAACCUUUCAGUCCUGCACUUGAGGAUGGGAAUAAUCAGCUGAAUGAGAUCAGCCGCACUGUCAUCAUAACUGAUGAUGAUGAGGAUGAAGAAAUAUACAGUACUGAAGAUUGUGAGUUUGCAGCCAAGAAAAGGAAAAAAGACCAUUUUAGGAGUAACACAGAUUCACAAUGUUUUUAUCGUGAAAAAUGGAUUUAUGUUCAUAAAGAAAGCACCAGGGAAAGACAUGGCUAUUGCACUUUGGGAGAAGCUUUUAACCGCUUAGACUUUUCAAGUGCAAUUCAGGACAUCAGAAGGUUCAAUUACGUGGUCAAACUUUUGCAGUUAAUUGCAAAAUCCCAGUUAACUUCACUGAGUGGUGCAGCACAGAAGAAUUACUUUAACAUUUUGGACAAAAUUGUGCGGAAGGUCAUGGAAGACCAAUAUAAUCCACGAUUAAUCAAAGAUCUCCUACAGGAUCUGAGUUCUACUCUCUGUAUACUGAUUAGGGGAGUAGGAAAAUCUGUGUUGGUAGGGAACAUCAAUAUUUGGAUUUGUCGAUUAGAAACUAUCCUUCUGUGGCAACAACAACUAAAAAACCUUCAGAUGAACAAGCAAGUCAACAAUGGUCUUACGCUUAGCGAUCUCCCUCUCCACAUGCUGAACAACAUCCUAUACAGGUUCUCUGAUGGCUGGGACAUUAUUACUCUGGGUCAAGUGACCCCAACUUUGUACAUGCUCAGCGAAGACAGACAGUUGUGGAAAAAACUCUGCCAGUACCAUUUUGCGGAAAAGCAGUUUUGUAGGCAUUUGAUUCCAUCAGAGAAAGGUCACAUUGACUGGAAGCUGAUGUACUUUGCACUUCAGAAAUACUACCCAAUAAAGGAACAGUAUGGGGACACCUUGCAUUUCUGUCGACACUGUAGUAUUCUGUUUUGGAAGGAUACAGGACACCCCUGCACAGCCAGUGAUCCAAACACCUGUCUCAUGCCAGUAUCUCCUCAGCAUUUCAUUGAUCUCUUCAAAUUCUGAGAUGUUCAGUAGCUGUUCUCCUGUGUUUGUGGCCAUUUUUGUGAAGUCAGGCAGGAUACGUUAUGCUUUUUUGUGCAAUAUAUUUAAGUGUAAUGUUUUGUUGUAGUUUAAAAAAAGAGAUACGGGGGAGAUUCUC
Leptosomus discolor (cuckoo roller) is the source of this 1223-nucleotide messenger RNA. The record is from RefSeq and is a predicted model, not a curated record. Lineage: Eukaryota; Metazoa; Chordata; Aves; Leptosomiformes; Leptosomidae.